GUUCAAUAUUCUUCAACUACUAAGUAGUAACCUAAUUACCUAGCACCUUAACACCUUUUGACUUUCAACAUCUCAACGUCCUGACACAUUUCUAGAAACGGUCUCACGUUUCUUGGUGUUUUAUUUUCUUACCUAUUCGAAGACAUACCCCCGACGAUUAAACCCCUGGAACCAAAAAAAGAGAGACCUACAUCCAUACGAACCAGCGUUUAAGCUAAGCUACCUUACCUCAUAUGGCUACCCGCAUCGAACGCCAUGGCGCCUUAUAGCAACGCCUACGUCACAGCCCUCAACAGUUCCUACGACGACAAUUAUGGCGGUGAUUUCCAAUCCAUCUGCGACGACAUAUAUGCUAGUAGUAGGAAUAUGUUGGGGCGAGCAUGGGGGUACGCGAAUGGACGAGGUCGACAUACGGCUUGGGGCUUGGCAGUGAGAGGGGGACAACAGAUCAGGAAGAAUAUGACGCGACGGCGCCUUCUCAGCUUCCCACACGCUCUUGUGGUGUUUUGGAUGCUUGUUAUGCUCUGGGGUGAGCGAUGGAUAUUCGCGAGUCGGGUACGGAGCUGCGACUGGGACCAUUGGGAAGAUUGGCCCGCUGGAGCAACACCGCAUCGACUAAUAUUCGUCGCCGACCCUCAAAUCAUCGAUCCUCACUCGUACCCCGGCCGUCCCUGGCCCCUCGACCCCUUAACCGUCAUUAUAACCGAUAACUAUAUGCGACGGUCAUACACACAAUUACAGAAACAGCUACAACCAGACACCGUAUUCUUCCUAGGCGACCUUUUCGACGGUGGGAGAGAGUGGAAGACGGCGCACGGAAACUUCGACGAUCCCGAGUGGGCGAAAGAUCACAGGCCGGCGGAAGAGAAGAAAUAUCUGAAAGAGUGGCAUAGGAAAUAUGGCCAAGAAUUUUGGCUUCAAGAAUACAUGAGGUUCGGCGACAUAUUCUUCGAAAAUUGGAAGCUUGCAGGUUAUACCCCGAGUCCGGGCCAGCGAGGACGAAAACUGAUAUCGAGUCUACCCGGAAAUCACGAUUUGGGUUUUGGAGCCGAGGUCAAGAUUCCUGCAAGACAUCGAUUCGCCACAUAUUUUGGAGAGGUGAACAGAGUUGAUGUGAUCGGAAACCACACCUUUGUAUCGGUGGAUACAUUGUCUCUAAGUGCUGAUACGUCAGAUAUGAAGGAUCGAAUUGAUUUGCAACCCAUCUACGGUCCUGCUCAAGAGUUCUUGAAAGAGGUCAAGGCGACGAAGCGAAGGGCUGUUCAAAAAGAAGUGCGAUUCUGGAGGGGAGAUGUUGAAGAAGUACCUUUUGAGCAAAAGGUUGAGGAGCUCAGCACUGCUGACUACAGUAAUCUGCCAACGUUAGACCUAGGAGAAAAGGCGCCUGAUUUCCCAACGGUUCUUUUGACGCACGUACCGCUAUGGAGAGAUCCGGGAACACCCUGCGGACCGAUGCGAGAGCACUGGCCUCCGACGAAACCACCUAAGGGGCAAACUUGGCCGGUUAUCCCAGAUCAUCGGAAUGCCAUCAGCGUCUCAGGUGGAUAUCAGUAUCAGAAUGUUCUGAGCCUAGAGGAUUCAAUUAAUCUAAUUAAGAGCAUCGGUAAUGUUACACACGCAUUUUCCGGAGACGACCACGAUUAUUGUGAACUUGUACAUACGCCGGACCAAGAAAACGUUCGGGAGAUUACGGUCAAGAGUAUCAGUAUGGCCAUGGGAGUGCCGACACCGGGGUUCCAGAUGGUUUCUCUAUUCAACCCAAUCGACGACCAAGGAAAUCCCAUCCCAGGAUCGCCAAAGACUACGUUGCAGACUCACCUCUGCCUACUCCCUACACAACUCUCGACGUAUAUGACAUACGCUGUUUUAGGGAUCUUGACUGUUUUAAUAUUAAUAGCGCGAGCAUUUCUCGUUUCUACUCUUAAUUUCCAGCCGUUUGCUCUGGACCCCGAUCAACGCUCGUCAUCGGCCAUUCUUCCGAUUUUUAAGGCUAAGGCCGAAAACGACGAGGGCCCUUACGAUGCGAAGUCCGGCUCUCCCUGGACAUCUUCAACUAAACUCCCGUCGGCCCGCGUAUCGUCUGCAAGGACACGAGGCCAGUCCAUCUCAAGCGCACUCAACCCACAAGUACGAGCGCCAUCACCCAACAGCAAGGGCAAAGUUGGCCCGGGAAAAUGGGGAUGGGGCCAGAAUAGGGGACCGCGGAUUGAGAUCAGGAGAGACUCGUACUACGACGAUAAGAAUGGCGCGUGGAAACCGGCGUCUCGGUCGAGGAGCAGGAUAGGCGUGGUCGGCACAGAGAUAUGGACGACGAGCUGGAGAGUCGCCUGGAUGGUGCUGCUGUUCUUCGCCUACCUCACAUAUAAGGGAUGAAGAUCGACUACUGAACCAAGCGCGAUCGCGUAUAAAAUUUCGGGGGGUUGGAAAAGGAUAUGAAAAGAAAGGGGGAUCGAUUCACCACUUACUACUCCGCCACUCUUAAUGGUACCACCGGUGAAAAUGACAUAGGUGGCGAUAAACCAUCUCUUCAUCGUCGUAAGCAAGCGCCGGGCUAGGCUACCGAUUCGGAACGAGAUGAACAUAAGACAGCAUAUGACAUACGACCGGCAGAGAGUAAGCGAGAUGGGGAUCUUGGCCGAUCGACCGAAUGGGGGGAGAACUAACGAUCGGUCUUGCUCGAUCGGCCCGGACGGGUAACGGGAUGAGACGAAAUGGGUUGGGGUCCGGGUUUGGUCUGGUUUACUGUGUUCUGUAUAAUACACAUGCAUGCCUAGGUACAUACGUACGUACAUGUGCAGCGCGCAUAUAUGUAUGUAUGCGUAUGCACUACGCUUCGUGCCGUAGAGUUAGCGAGCGAGGAAGUAAGUAAGUGUCGAGCCUUGUGUAAAUUAAUGGUUAGGCGAGACACGAGGCGGGAUGCAUGGCGAGGCUGGGCACGGCAGGGUAAGGUAAGGGGUGGGUGGACGGAUGUUUAAUAUACCACGAAUCGAAUCGCG
Molecule: messenger RNA, 2996 nt
Organism: Annulohypoxylon maeteangense
Lineage: Eukaryota; Fungi; Ascomycota; Sordariomycetes; Xylariales; Hypoxylaceae
Exons: 2
Coding region: 256-2373 (705 amino acids)
Biological process (GO): GPI anchor biosynthetic process
Cellular component (GO): endoplasmic reticulum
Source: RefSeq, a predicted model, not a curated record